Molecule: messenger RNA, 4636 nt
Organism: Orussus abietinus
Lineage: Eukaryota; Metazoa; Arthropoda; Insecta; Hymenoptera; Orussidae
Gene: Cul3
Product: cullin-3
Exons: 14
Coding region: 522-2882 (786 amino acids)
Biological process (GO): ubiquitin-dependent protein catabolic process; protein ubiquitination
Cellular component (GO): Cul3-RING ubiquitin ligase complex
Molecular function (GO): ubiquitin protein ligase binding
Source: RefSeq, a predicted model, not a curated record
GCACUCGCACGUUCCGUGGCGAGAAGUGUUUUCCACGACCCGAGCCGUGUUCUCGGGAUUGCCCGGGAUUGCCCUCGAGUGUGUCCGCGAGUCGUCGCCAGCCGUGAUCGAGGCCCGGAGGAAAGCGCGAGGAUCGUGGUCUCGUCUCCCCGGAGGCGAUGCUCGGCGUCGAUCUCGUGGCCGUUAGUCGAGGCCGCCCCGAGUCCGAUCGGCCGUAGCGCCGCUGCCCGCAGCCUGUAGCGGCCGAGGGCGUCGCGAGUCUCCCGGUGGGUCUAGGUCGCGCGCGGCCUCCGCGGUCGUCCCCAAGUCGUUCCUGCGCUCGCCAGUCCACGCCAGUCCACGCCAGUCUUCAACGGUCGGCCGCCCGCGCGCACCCCGCGCCUCUCUCGACCCCCUCGCCCGAUGAAUGCGCCUCUCGGCCCUCGAGGCCGCCCGCCGCUUCGCCAGUCGCACCGAUGCUGACGCCCAGAGAGUGACUCCUUCGAACGAGCCGCCCCGACCGGACCGCCGGCGCCGAGACCAUGAUGAAGAGUAGCACCCUUCCCAAGAAGGAGAGCAAAAUGCGAAUACGCGCGUUCCCGACAACUAUGGACGAGAAGUAUGUGGAGAAUAUUUGGGCUUUGUUGAAAAAUGCCAUUCAAGAGAUCCAAAAGAAAAACAACUCGGGCCUCAGCUUCGAGGAGCUUUAUCGAAAUGCUUAUACAAUGGUGUUACACAAGUACGGUGAACGUCUCUACACCGGGUUGAAGGAAGUUGUAACGCAACAUCUGGAGAAUAAAGUUCGCGAAGAUGUGCUGCGGUCGCUGCAUAACAAUUUCCUUCAAACGCUAAACAAGGCAUGGAACGAUCACCAGACGUCAAUGGUCAUGAUCAGAGAUAUCUUGAUGUAUAUGGAUCGAGUCUAUGUACAGCAGAACGAUGUCGACAAUGUUUAUAAUCUUGGUCUUAUCAUAUUUAGAGAUCAGGUGGUCAGAUAUGGAUGCGUAAGGGAUCAUUUGCGAGAAACGUUACUCGGCAUGGUGGCAAGAGAGAGGAGAGGCGAAGUUGUAGACCGUAUUGCGAUUAAAAAUGCGUGCCAGAUGCUGAUGCUGUUGGGUAUCAACAGUCGGCAAGUGUACGAAGAAGACUUCGAGAGGCCAUUUUUACAGCAAAGUGCGGAAUUCUAUAGAAUGGAAUCUCAAAAGUUUUUAGCUGAGAAUAGCGCCUCGGUGUACAUAAAAAAGGUGGAGGCUAGGAUUAGCGAAGAGUCGGAGAGAGCGAAGCACUAUUUGGACGAAUCUACAGAGCCACGAAUAGUCGAAGUUGUCGAGGAAGAGCUUAUCAAAAUACAUAUGAAGACUAUAGUGGAGAUGGAAAACAGCGGCGUGGUACAUAUGCUGAAGAACAUGAAGACAGAAGAUCUCGGAUGCAUGUACAAGUUAUUUUCUAGAGUGAACGAUGGGUUACGUACUGUUGGUGAUUGCGUCUCUCAGUUUUUAAGAGAACAGGGCCGGGCGAUAGUUCAACAAGAACACGAGUCCGCUACGAAUGCGAUUCACUUUGUGCAAAACUUGUUGAACUUGAAGGACCGCUUUGAUCAUUUCCUCAAGUGUUCCUUCAACAAUGACAAACUCUUCAAGCAGAUGAUAGCGUCGGACUUUGAGCACUUUCUUAAUCUGAACGCAAAGAGCCCGGAGUACCUGUCGUUGUUCGUCGACGAUAAACUCAAGAAGGGCACUAAAGGGAUGUCGGAGCCAGAGGUGGAAGGGAUUCUGGAUAAGACGAUGGUGCUUUUUAGAUUCCUUCAGGAGAAAGAUGUCUUUGAACGGUACUACAAGCAACAUUUAGCGAAAAGGCUUCUUUUGAACAAAUCCAUGUCCGACGAUAGCGAGAAAAAUAUGAUAUCCAAGUUGAAGACCGAGUGCGGGUGUCAGUUUACGUCAAAACUCGAGGGCAUGUUCAAAGACAUGACUGUCAGCAAUACCAUUAUGGAGGAAUUUAAGGAGCAUGUUCUAACCUCUGGGACAAAUCUGUUCGGGGUGGAUUUAAGCGUAAGAGUGUUAACGACUGGAUUCUGGCCGACACAAUCUGCGACUCCUAAAUGCACCAUACCUGCUGCACCCCGAAAUGCUUUUGAGGCCUUCCGACGAUUUUACCUUGCCAAACACAGCGGUCGACAGUUAACGCUGCAGUCGCAAUUAGGCAAUGCGGAUCUGAAUGCCAUAUUCCACGGGCCACGAAGAGAGGAAGUCAGCACCGGAGGUUUCGAUACGCCCUCUUCUUCGAGUUCCAUAGGAAACGGAAGUGGAAGUGGAAGUAACAGUUUGCUCAGCCAACGUAGUAGCGGUAGCGAAAAUAUCAGGAAACACAUUAUCCAGGUUUCGACUUAUCAGAUGUGCGUCCUGCUACUUUUCAACAAUAGAGAAAGGCUUACGUACGAGGAGAUUCAGAAUGAAACAGAUAUACCGGAAAGGGAUUUAGUAAGAGCACUGCAGUCCUUGGCGAUGGGCAAAGCCACCCAGCGGAUCCUUCUGAAGCAUCCGCGCACGAAAGAGAUAGAGCCUAGCCAUUACUUCUCCGUAAAUGACAACUUUACCAGCAAACUGCAUAGGGUAAAGAUCCAAACAGUAGCAGCUAAAGGAGAGUCGGAGCCAGAAAGGAGAGAAACUCGAAAUAAAGUCGAUGAGGACCGCAAACACGAAAUCGAAGCUGCCAUAGUGCGCAUCAUGAAGGCUCGUAAACGCAUGCCUCACAACAUCCUUGUGACGGAAGUAACGGAACAGCUACGAAUUCGAUUCCUACCUUCGCCGGUCAUCAUCAAGAAGCGAAUUGAGGGUCUAAUCGAACGCGAAUACCUGGCUCGCACACCAGAAGACAGGAAGGUCUACACGUACGUCGCCUGAACUCGAUGCCUGAUGACCUCGGAUAUGUACAAACGUCUAAGUGAUCGGGAGAGACGUUACAUUCCCAGGAUGUACACGCCGUGUCUCCGGGCACAUUCCUGCAAGCGUGACCUUAAGCGAGCCCGAGUCGAGUCAUCGUCCAAACAGCGAAUCGCAGUUUCGGCCACUAAGCGGAUCGCCACGCAAGUUCUGCUCUCUUUUUCUCUCACCUUUCUCCCUCUCUCUCCACACCUGUCCGGCCUCUGUCAGCGAUGAGAUACGAUACCUGUAAGUGGCGACGGGAGCCGAAAUCCAAGCCAGACUCCCGGAUGAGAGUUGGGACGAUGGCGAGAGACGAGGCGAAUCCGGGGCGAGUCGAGGCGGUUUAUAUAUAUAUAUAGAUAUAUAUUAUGUCGCGAAACUUAGGCUACGUAGGCUCGAGAACCGUUCACCCUCUCGAAAAGGAAACUCCGUUCUUUAAUAAACCGAUUUUUGCCCAAUUCCCGACUGUUUCUUCCCGACGGCGCCUGUCGUGCCGGGCGCCAUCUUGCGGCGCCCCCGGCAACUAUUCGACCACGUCUCGUUGUUAAGGCUAGCGACUCGGUGGAACGAAUGGGAGAAUGGAAACGAAUGAGGAAGGAUCCUGCGGAUCUAAAGGGGGCUUCGUGGCACAGCGUGAUAACAGUUGAGGAAUUAAGCAAAAAUAUCUGCUCGUUCGGAAUGUUAUUGCGGUUUAUGCUGGUCAAGAUUUGACGCCUCGUUUUGAAAUAAACUUCUUUUUCCUUUAUGUUCCUUCGUGGAUGCUGUUUUAAAGAGUAGACUUUGUUCUUCAUCAUCUGUAGACAUCGCCUGUGCAGGAUGGGAGGGCAUUGAUGUCUCCCAGUGUGCGUACGACACUUUCAUAUCACCUUAACAACACAGAAAUUAAUGUUUAAAACGCAAUUAUUGAUAUCAAUAUGUGGAGCGAAGUUUGCGCUUUAAAAUUGUAUACAACAUGGACAGAAAGGAGAGGCAAGUUUACUCGAAAACGAAGCGUCAGGCCUUAAAUAUGAGAAACUGCAAUAACUUUUUGGGCAAGUUCAUAAUCAUGACGUCAACGCUAAUCGAAGAAAUGUUUUCCUACUAUCAUGACGGAAGAGAAAAGAAUGCAGAGAUUUUCUAUCCACUCUGGCUGCUUUAGAGCCCAUUCCUUCGGUUUUUAUCGGCUUCAACUUCUUAUUUUAUUUUCAUUUUUUUUUCUUUUUUAACGGGAUUAUCUCUAGAGUUUUAUUGCCUCCGAUUAGUUUUACCGCAACAUAGAAAUCGGCUCUAUCGUUCAUUUAGCAUCGUGUCCCACAUUCGUGAACAUUAUCCUUCUUUUGGUUCCAGAACUGAUCGGCUUUUUUCCAGUUAAUUUAUUAAGUGAAAGUUAACGAUUAUUCUCUAAGGUUUAGGCAAUCCUGUACGUCAGUUGACAAACGAUAAAAGGGAUUAUUAUACCCGUGAAAUCUUGUCUGCCGCAAAAUGUAGUAUUUGCAUGGCAACCUGCAAAUAACUAUACCAUAGACACAAUCUCCGUUACAUUCGAAUUUAUGUUAUCGAUCGAUGUUCUGUUUAUUUCUGCGAGUAAUUUUAUUGCUAUCAAUUAAUUAAAUAUAAUUCCAAAGUGAAUCUGACUUCCAGGUGUUAUGUUUUUCUGUCGGAGAACGAAGAACCUUUCUUUUCAUAUUUAACUGUACUCGCUGGUGUUAUUAAAAAACCUAAGUACCCUCUAGAGAUCAUUAAUCCAAGGAUUA